Molecule: messenger RNA, 1829 nt
Organism: Macrobrachium nipponense
Lineage: Eukaryota; Metazoa; Arthropoda; Malacostraca; Decapoda; Palaemonidae
Exons: 2
Coding region: 1017-1829 (270 amino acids)
Biological process (GO): DNA integration
Molecular function (GO): nucleic acid binding
Source: RefSeq, a predicted model, not a curated record
GCUGACGCAGAGACACGAUAUGCCACCAUCGAGCUUGAGAUGCUAGCCGUUGUCUGGGCAAUGUCGAAAUGUAGGCUAUAUUUAGCAGGCCUACAGAAUUUUACUCUGAUGACGGAUCACCAGCCCCUCAUACCUAUUCUGAACAGUUAUACGCUGGAUGCCAUCGAGAACUCUCGUCUCCAGCGCCUCAAGGAGAAAAUCUUGCCCUGCAUCUUUACAGCUGUGUGGCGUGCGGGUAAGUUGCUGUGCAUCCCAAAUGCAUUGUCUUGCGCCCCAGUCAGCCACCCCACACAGGAGGACGAGAUCUCGGGUGCUUCUUCCGCUGCUCAUCUUCGAACUGUCAUGGCUGUGAACGCCGUUACGCUUUCAGAUGAGUCUCCAGCUCAGGAUCCCGACAGGAUACUUCAGGAUCUUCGUGACGCAGCGAAAGCAGAUCCUGCGUAUACUCAUCUACUCGAUUGCGUCACAUCAGGAUUUCCUCGCAACAGAUAUGACCUUCACAAUUCCUUACUUCCUUAUUGGAAACUACGAGAAGAUCUCUACGCCGAUGGUGACCUUGUCCUGUAUGGAGCAAGGGUUGUAGUUCCUGCCGCUCUCCAUCGUCGCACCUUGUCCCACUUGCAUGACAGCCACAGAGGUGUGGAAGCAACCAAGCGCAGAGCAAGGCAGUCAGUUUUCUGGCCUGGCAUUGACUCUGAUAUUGCCAACACAGUCAGAGCUUGUGAGGCCUGUCAGACAUUGCAGCCAUCUCAGCCGCAGGAACCUCUAAUGAAUGAAGACAACCCGACAAGACCUUUCGAGUCCGUCUCAGCCGACUUCUUUGUUGUUGCAGGGAAGUCUUUCCUCGUCGUCGUUGAUCGCCUGUCAGGAUGGCCUGUUGUCGCACCCUGCCAAGGCGAUUGUACCGCUUCCAAUACUAUCAGGAUCUUCCGCCGCUAUUUCCGUGACGUUGGUGUCCCCCUUCGCCUAAGGACAGAUGGAGGCCCCCAAUUCACCAGCGCAGAUUCAAGGAUUUUAUGAAGCGAUGGGGAGUUCGACACAUGGUAACCUCACCCCACUACCCACAAUCGAAUGGUCACACUGAAGCCGCUGUGAAGUCGAUCAAGCACCUCAUCCUCAAAACAGCCCCAUCUGGCAACAUUGAUUGUGAAGCAUUUGACCGAGGCUUAUUGGAGCUCAGAAAUACUCCUAACUUUACUGGACGCUCUCCUGCCCAGAUCCUGUAUGGCUGUCCUCUCAGGUCAUGUAUCCCUGCCCACCCUCAAGCAUUCUCCAAGGAGUGGCAGGUCAAGACCGAAGAUUGUGACCGCCGUGCUGCCGCUUGUUACAAGCAGGUAAAGACCAAGUACGACAAGCAUGCUUACCCCUUACCCACGUUGAGUGUCGGACAGCAAGUUCGGAUUCAAGACCCGACCUCUCAUCAUUGGGACAAAGUUGGCACUGUCAUGGGUCAUGGAAGGUCAAGAGACUAUCAAAUUCGUCUCCCUAGUGGUCGUGUGUGGUGGCGUAAUCGUCGUUUUCUUCGCCUGGUGCCACCCACUAAUAGUGACCCCUUUCUCCCUGUCCCUGUGGCCCCUAGCCAGGACCUAGAAAGAGAGUCCUUAGUCAGUAUUCCUCCAGUAAACCCACGUCGUUCCCAAAGACUCAUGGAAAAGGAGUCCGCUCGAGAAUGCACUACGAGCGUGAGGGGAGGGAGGUGGGCCAUUGACUUGAAAUUCAGGCUUCCAAAGAAUAUGGUGUUCGCCUACAAGAGGCAACAGGAAGUGACAGGAAAUAAAGGAAGAAGAGAUCGUUUAUUAGAAAAGAAAAAUGAAUUGAAAAACGAAUAA